AUGACUGCCAGUCAGUCCACUUGUCCACCCAGGAAGGCGGUCAAAGAAGAGGACACUCCAACCCCCUGUGGCCAGCUGGCUGUAAGAGGGGCAAGGAUGGGUCCUUCAAGGCCUCUGUGGCCCAAGUUCCCUGGACCACCGCCUCUGGCUUGCAAGUUUCCCCGUCUGUCAAAUGGGGAUGAUGAGACCACCCACCUCACAACAGUGUUGGGAAGAGGAAUUGAGCUCAAAUGUUUAAAGUGCUCAGUCCACAGCCGGGCAUGCAUAAACCUGUAUCCUGGAGAUCACUCCCGGGCGGUAUUAGGAGAGCAUCUUCAUUUCUUUUCGCAACCGUUGAGCGCUCUCCUAUGUGGACGUCCAGUUUAUUCAACCAGUUUCCCCUUGGCGGAUGUCUGUACUGUGUCCAGUCUUUGCUGGCUCUUUCAGCGCUGCAACAGCAACAACAACAACAAGCUCUGUGUGUACAUGAAUCUGUACUUUGGGGGCAGACUCGUACAUGCUCUUCAAGAAGGGGAAGUCAGGGGGCUUCCGUGGCGGCUCAGUGGCAAAGAGUCCGCCGGCCACUGCUGUCUGAUCCCACCCGCGGUGGAGCGUCGGAGCUCGCGUCACAGCUAUUGA
Rangifer tarandus platyrhynchus (Svalbard reindeer) is the source of this 618-nucleotide messenger RNA. NCBI's taxonomy places the organism in Eukaryota, Metazoa, Chordata, Mammalia, Artiodactyla, Cervidae. The record is from the annotation of a GenBank genome assembly.